Penicillium verrucosum is the source of this 1761-nucleotide messenger RNA. RefSeq lists its product as uncharacterized. NCBI's taxonomy places the organism in Eukaryota, Fungi, Ascomycota, Eurotiomycetes, Eurotiales, Aspergillaceae. The coding region runs from base 1 to 1761 and encodes 586 amino acids. The transcript has a single exon. The record is from RefSeq and is a predicted model, not a curated record.
AUGGCCUUCCAGGUCCCAACACACGUUCCUCGCCGGAGAACCUCCUAUUCCACCCCUCAACCACCGACCCUCAACAUCCCCUCCUCCUCGCCGGAACAGCGCGAUGACGACACCGCACAAUGGGUCCUAUUCUCCCCGACCGCUCGGACGCACACGACUUCAACCGAUCGCACGCAGACUGUUGCUCCUUCUCGGCUGAGUGACUUCGGUUCCUUCGCUGCAACCCAGUCCGGAUCUGGCGUUGAGGGUGAAGCCGAUGACGAAAAUGCCCUCGACGACCAACUGGACGAAGAUGGAACCGAACUGGACAGCCUAGACGAUGGACUGCACGCCUUUCGAGCACCCGAGCUGGGCCCGGCUCCCCCAACACGGUUUGAUCAGGGGCCACCGGCGAUGCUCCCUGCCCAUGACGGGCUAGGGGGUUUCCAGGCCUCGAGUCAGGCUGUGCAGGAACAGCUGUGGCAGCACGAGCAAUACAACCCCCAGCGGCCCUCAUAUGGCCAUCUCCAACAUCGCCGUAACUCAAGUGUGCAGAGGCAUUUGGAUAGCAUCGAGGAGGGCGAGGCGAACGUCGAGCGAGAACGGUGGCAGCGAAUCGAAGAAUGGCGUAUGGACCAGAGCCGGGCUCUGUUGCAGGAGAUCGAACGGGAAACCCGACAGAGGCGGUCUAGUCUGGCCAGCCGAUCGAGCUUCCAUCGAUCUGUUGAUCGAAGCUCUCAAUCUCGUGUGCCCGAGGUCCUAUCACGGGAUAUAUCACUGUCGAGGGAUGUCUCGGAGGACGAAGAGUCUUUCUGGCGCCGUGUCACACGAACGGUGAUCCGUGACCUGAUCGGGAUUGAUGAUUCCUUACUCUCCGUGAUCUUCGGUGAGUCGUUGCCGCUGGACGCGCAACCUCAUACCCAGGAAGAUCCACUAGACAUGGAAACGGUACUGGCUCGUGAACCGGAGCCAGAGUUUAGCGAUUCACCACUGUGGCAGACAAAGGUGCUCCAGACGAUCGCCCAUGAGCUCGGGAUCCUUGUCCAUCAACUUUGCGAACACCCCGGUGCAUUUACAACAUAUUACCAAAUGACUAAAGAUAUAUCCGCCGAAUAUGCGGGGAUGUCUCUAAACCGCCUAGCGGAAAGCGGCAUCUCUCAGAAACGCGCCGAGUCCACCGUAUCAAUUACCGCCGAUACAACUGGCGAUUCCAUGCCAUCCCCGCACUUCAUUCCCACACUCAGAGACGCAAAUCGAGAGCACGAAGCACAGUGGGGCAUUGAAGAUGAAGACCCGAAGCGGUCUGACCAACUCCCCGAAUCAACAAAACUCCAACAUGAAUCGGAGUACUGGGAAAGUGGACUUGAUGUAAUGAUGGUAUUCCGCUAUCUCCGCAAUCGCUUCAGCCGCCGAGGUUACAUGACCAACGAAACGCACACACCAACCCCACCUCGCCCGCGGCAAGAUGCAUCCCGCCGAGCAGCCAUCAUCCGGCAACAUCACCCUCUCGUAGCGCGAGCCCACUCCCGGUCCCAAACCCAGACCCGUCGCACAUCACAAUUCUCCGGUGUAUCAAAUCCAGCGGGUGUCUCCUCACCACUCCUACGACCGCAUCCCCGGCGACCUGCCUCCAGUUGCGCCAGCCAGAGCGCCAAACUCUCAGUUAUUUCCAGUCGGCGGACGAUGACAAGUUCUAGCAGGAACUACUGGGAUAUUGGCGGGAGCGAAACCAACAGUGCUAUUGGUGUUGGAGCUGGGCUCGGCGCUUGGGGUGAGGUCUGA